This is a messenger RNA of Chilo suppressalis (striped riceborer), 4149 nucleotides long. Lineage: Eukaryota; Metazoa; Arthropoda; Insecta; Lepidoptera; Crambidae. The record is from the annotation of a GenBank genome assembly.
UCUGUAUAGUACAUGCUUAACUGUCAGAGCUGUGUGUCAGAUGAAUGAAAUGACGUUUUUGAUGUAGUCGAAUCGAAGGGGGGUGUUGGAAUUGGGAAAAUAAAAAAUUGAGAAAAUGUUAAUUAUUUCUCGUUUGUAGGGUAAGGUAUAGAAUAGUAGUUAAAAUUCUAAUCUAUAAUCUACUACAGAUAUGGCUACGCAGCCAAGUGAUUCCACGGAUUUUCCGCCUGAAAUAAUACUGAAACCACUGGCGCUAAUCGGACUCUCAGGAUUAGACGCUGUGAAUAAUGCAGUGCAUAAAGAAAUAUGGGAUGCUUUUGCAAACAACAGACGGCCAGAUCGCGCUGCGGUACGAUUUAAGCUACUGAAUAAUACCUUCGAAUUCCCAGUUGUGAAACCGAAGAGAAACUCCUACGAAUGGUACAUUCCUAAAGGUAUCCUCAAAAAGAAUUGGAUUCAGAAACGGAUCUCUUUGAUUCCUGCAGUCGUUGUGUUGUUUUAUGAUAUGGAAUGGAAUGAUCUCCAAUGGAACGAGAAAAUAAUAGAAUGUGCAUCAAAGGUGCAGUCCAUUCGUGCUGCUGUAGAGGGGCACGCGACCCGCGUCGCCGUGGUGGUGAUCCAGGGCGGCCAGUCGCCGCCGCCCUCCGAGUACAUGCUGGGCGCCGAAAGAGCGCAAGCACUGUGUGCUGCUUGUGAAAUUCAGUCUAAAUCAUUGUUUGUGCUUCCUCACGGUGACCACCUCAUGGGUUAUAUUAUUCGAUUGGAGAAUGCUUUCUAUGAUAUUGCUCAAAACUAUUAUCAUCAUGAAACCAAAAACAUCAAACAGCACAGAGACCAUCUAAAUAAGACUACACAUCAAUAUUUAUUUGUGAGACAUCAGUUUAAACUUGGGUUCCUUAAUGAAUUAAAGCAAGAUCUUAGUACAGCUCACAAACAUUAUAUGCAUGCAUACAACAACCUGUUAGAGACUCGCACUGUGGACACCAACAUGCAUGAAGUGAGAACUGUUGCUGGAUAUAUUAAUUACAAACUAUGCAAGUUAUUGUUUGCUCUCAACCUACCCAGAGACGGCAUAGCUCAGCUGAAGUCUCACAUUGAAAGAUAUAAAAAUAGAAUAGGAUCUACAGAAUUAUUAUUUGAACAUUAUGCUUGGAUUGCACGUCAGUACAGUGCCUUUGGAGAGCUUUUUGAUGAAGCAAUUAGAGCAGGCCUUCCUGGAAUUCAGACACAGCAUCCUGGAUUCUACUAUCAACAUGCUGCACAGUUUACAGUGAAGAGGAGGCAGGCUAUGCGAUCAGUCUGCAGUGAAGCUGCACAGUAUCCUCCACCUCCAGAUCCUUUAGAAGGUAUUGUGGAGUAUUAUGGUCAGAGAGCAUGGAGGCCAGGUCGCCUUAGUGCUGACCCACAUGAUCCACAGAAAGAACAGGCUGCAGUUCUAGCCCUUCAAUAUAAUGAAAGAAUGUUCAACCACUCAGCAAUGAUAAUUAGUUUCUUAGGCUGUGCUAUUUCCCAAUUCAAAACAUUCCACUCACCAAGGAUGAGAAAACAGCUGGUAGUCGAGAUGGCUAAUGAGUAUUAUUAUUCAGCAGAUUAUGGCAAAGCACUCACUUUGCUUAGUCAUAUGCUGUGGGAUUAUAGGAGAGAGAAAUGGUGGUUCUUAGCAUCUCAUGUAUUAAAUAGAGCUCUACAAUGUGCUUACUUAUCUGCUAAAAUACAAGACUAUGUGCAGCUAUCAAUUGAAGGACUGUCCAAACAUAUUCAAGUGCCAAAUAAUGAUAAGGACAGGAUUUUCAGAAACAUCAUGGCAAUCCUUGAUAUGAAGUUACCUGAAUCAGAGCCAGAUGUUCCAGUUCACUCACAAAACAAAGCUGUAGAGUUUUGGCAAACAGCAAUAGAAAAAGAGCCAGUUGUACUAAAUGUUGAUAUGGUAAAUAUAUCUAGCUUUCUAGAAGUCAAACCCAAAUUCAAACAGCAACGCUACAGGAUGGAUGAAAUUGUUGAAGUUGAAAUAUAUGUAAGAUUAACAUAUAAAACAGUUUUGGAGGCAGUUAAAGCUUUCUUAACAAUAUCCAGUGCCUCGGAAACAAUUGAAAUUCCUAUUACUCAAAAUGGGAACAGCCUAAUAUCCUUGGAAAGUUCCAAAGUGAAAAGAUUUUUAUGUCAGUUUAAACCAAAUCCCCAUGACAAUGGUUCAGAGAUACAUAUCAAGAAUAUUUCUUUUAUCAUGGGCUCUGACAAAAAGAGGAAGAUUGUUAUGAAUUUUAAAAUAGAAGAUAAUAAAAUGUUGGAUUCAACUAUUCAUCCUGAACUACUGCAUUUCAUAUUAAGUCCUAAGGCUGACUUUGAGUUUGAUUGUAUUGUGCCUUUAACUGUGGUUUCUGUAACAUCUAGGGAGUGUAAACUUUCCAUUGACAUAAAAAACUGUAGUCCUGCCCUUCAGGGUGAGUGGUUUCCCACAACAUUCACUAUUACAAAUAAUGAAGACAGACCUGUAUAUGAUGUCAGAUUCACAUUAUCAUUAUUAAGCUCACCAGACAAUCCAAACCCUGAGUCAGUGACAGAGUUGAGUCUUAAGGAAGGGAACACCACUCCACCUAGACUGCAGGCCACAGUCAUUGGUGAUAAUGCCAGUCAAGAAGUAGUCAGAGAAAUGUUUGAUAAAAUUUUUCCUCAGAAUAUAUUUGUUAUGCCUAAGUACAAUAAAUAAAUUGUAUAAAGUGUUAAUCUACUAUGACAAUUAUUGUAAAUAUGAACAAAAAUGUAUAAGUUAUAUUGUAGUUACCUUGUGAUUAUUAUUUUAAAAAUUAAAUUUAGUUCUUUGUUAGCUAGUAUUAUUUUAAUCAAAUACAUACAUCAUCAUUCAGGUUGAAAAGUUAUUGAAGUUUGGUAAUAUUCAAACUAAAGGAAUUAUAAUAAAAAAAUAUUUCUUUAUUAAAAAUUUAUUAAUGAACCAUACACUAAUCUUUGCGCAGUUCAAAUUUCUCUUCUUGAAUACCAUUUGCUGUAAUAAUUAAAAUAUAGAUACAGUCACCAGUGUAGAUAUCACGCUCAGCUGCACUAAUGAAAACAUCUUUCAGAAGAGCGAGUGCCUUUUCUCUUGGCAAUGGUGCCUCUGUUACAUUCUGCAUGUUCUUCAAACCAAUUUGGUUGUCAAGUAAUGGUUGUAACUGAGCACCUGCAGAUCCACCAGCGCGGUAGUUGGACCUCUCACAAUGACCAAUUGGAUCAUAACUAUACACACAGCCCUUGCCAUCAGCAUCUAAGCCUGCUAAAACAUUGGAUAUAUAGUAGGGGAAAAAUCUUUUGUAGUACAGCAUAGUUGAGAGCAUCUGAGCGACCGCCGGAGUGGACAUUGAUUUGUUAUGCUCGUGCUCAUACAUUUGCAUGCGAGCUUGGAGCAGGCGUGUAAGAGUAAGUGUAUCACACCAACAUCCAGUAGCACCUAGCACAGUUCGGUCAGACAGCUUAAAUAGCUUCUUCUGUUCUCUCGUAUAAAUAGAAAACCCGGUGCUGAGACGCGUAUCAGCUCCAAUAACAGCAUAGUCUUCACCGGCGAUGGCAACGACGCUGCCUCCGUUGUCUGCGUACGGUUCGAAACGAUGUUGUUUAGCUCCAGGGACGGCAUAUUCAGGAUAAUUAUCACUCACGUUCAACAUUUUUAAAUUUAUGAAUUUACAGUUUAUGUUAAAAUGAAAUUGUAAUCUAUCUUUGUCAAAGAAAAGAAACUGAAUUGAAUGACGAGCAAAUUCAGUCGGUUCUGUCUUGUCACUGUCAGUCAAUUUUUUUUUGUUGAAGUUCUCCCGUUUUAGGGAAGGCAAAGGAAACAAUGCCCAUACAGCCUGGUGUUUAAUAAAAUUAAUCUUCUUUUUGUUUUUACAUUAGAAUGUCAGUGUGACGCAUUCUAAUGUUUCUUGGAGUGUUUGGCACGAAAUGUAUCGAGUUGGAUUUUUCGAUAAGCUUCUGUGAGGUAGUCAACACUACAAUAAAAUUCUCACGUCCACUUGACCGGAAUAGCGUAGUCUUCAGUUACGCAAACGGUUGUUACACAAAACCACACCAAUUUUAUUUCACAAUAUCCACUAUGAACGAAUUUAAGAAUAAUUAAAAUAAGACGCCAAGUGCACUCGAUGAAAUCCCGCCAAAAACUCC